GAGGUUAUGUAUUUUUAAUUUUGUUACUCCACUUACCAAGCAAUUUAAACCGAGUUAUUUCAUUCACUAUACGAUAAGAUACUUCGUAUAUUCUCUAAAAUUAAUUCAUUAUUAACUUAUUUUUAUAAUCAAGAAAAUAAAUCGAUUUUUAACAGGAGCUGUCAACUUGACAUUUAACCUCACAUUUGUCAACAUUCCACUAAUUUAUAAGAAAAAUCAUAUUAAUUAUUAUAAUUAACCAAAAAUUGGAAUACCAAGAUUAAAAAAGAAUCCAACAUAACCUCAAAUUUUGCUUCUGUCAAAACAAUAAAUUAAAUAUGGUAAGUGAAAACUUUGGUUUACCUGAACCACCGCAUCCUGAAGAACCCGUAACGACGAAUAACGAUGUAGUAAUGCCGAAUGAAAGUGAAUCUGACGAUGAAACUAAUGAAUAUAACGGAUAUGAGCCGUUAUCGACUCAUCCUGAUAACGAUUUGGAUGAAGACGAUGAGGAAAUUGAGCAAGAUGAAGGUGCGGCUGGUGGUGAUUUUGAAUCUAUAAUACGAGCUGAAGAUGUUUUGGUGGGUGAAGUGUGGUCUUGUAAAGAAAACGUUGUCGAUAUUGUUAUGGAUAAAGAAAAGGAAGAUUUGGUUAAGGAAGUUAUGUUAAAUUUUACUUUACCCGCAUCCUCAAUACCCGAUUGGGCUGUUAAUGUGCCCGAAGAGCAAUGGAAGGAGCAUUUAAUGAAACGGUUGGAGACUUUAAAAAAGGAAUGAAUUAAAUGAACUAAUUAAUUUAGAGAUUGCAUAAAUAUUAAUUAAUUUUUUUUUAUUAGAAUUUUUUAUAUUAUUAAUUUUAUUAUAUGUCUAUACACUAUACAGAGUAUUAUAUAAAACUAAAAAUAAAGUAAUAAAAAAGUGUAUAUAAAUA
This is a messenger RNA of Onthophagus taurus, 909 nucleotides long. RefSeq names its product male-enhanced antigen 1. Lineage: Eukaryota; Metazoa; Arthropoda; Insecta; Coleoptera; Scarabaeidae. Gene Ontology annotation, biological process: spermatogenesis. The record is from RefSeq and is a predicted model, not a curated record.